GGACGACGACGACCGGAAGUAGGAGGAACGUUAGUGCGCAAGCGCGGCCCAAACAUUUCGUCGUCGUGCCAGCGUCGACGACGUCAGAAAGAGUUGUUUCACGUCGUCGUGAACGUGGGAAGAAACUUGAGUUGAAUUGAGCACUAAAAGAUGGCGGCAAGUGUGAAAACUGGAGAGAAAGCAAACACAAAUCCAAAUUUCGUGUGGAGUAAUGACCACGAUAUCGUUAUGUGUCGAGAGGUUCUUCAGAUCGAGCCCUACCAAUUUAAAAUCAGAAGUCCAGAAAGGGGGCAGGCCUGGGAAUCUUUGGCAGAAAAGUUAAACGAAAAUUCAAGUCCAAAGUUCCGGGUGACUGCAAGGUCCGUAAGAGACCGCUACAACCUCCUUACCAAGAAAAUGGCUGCAAAACUAAAGAGUGAAGAGAAAGCUAGCGGCAUUCAAGUUGAAACUUCAGAGCUUGAUGAUCUCUUAGAAGAAAUCCUUGAGAAGGAAAAAGCUGCUAAAGAAAAGUUGGAGAGUGACAACCAGAAUGACAAGGCAGCAGCCGAAGACAUGCGAAAGAAGGCUCUAGAACGUAUGGGGCAAACUGCGAAAAGAAAAAAGGAAAGUGAUGACUCAGUACCAAAGAAUCUGAAGAAGAAAAGUCGAAGGAGCACAUCAGAUGCUGUGGAAUAUUUAAAAGAAAGGGCGGAUAAAGAGAUUGGUUUGAAAGAACAAGAACUGGAAUUAAGGAAGAAAGAGCAGGAGAACAUAAAAGAAAGGGAGAGGGAAAAGAACCAGAAUCAAGAAAACCUGAUCUCCGCCAUGGUCAAACAACAGCAGCAGCAACAGCAAUUGAUGAUGAUGAUGAUUAAUCAACAGCAGCAACAGUCACAGGCAUUUUUAGCUUUUAUGCAAAAAUAUGUUCCAAAGUAACUUUUUCACAAGUUUGUUUGAUGAACAUUAUUGUUGAGUUAAAGUUGUGCACCCCUCCCUUGAUAUUUUCAAAUCUUUUGUUAAUAACAUUUGUUCUAAAGAUGAUAUAUUUAUUUCAUCACAAACAUUUUCAAACUUAUUGCGAUUAGAAACUUUACAAUAUUUAUAAAGUUCUGAAGACUAUUGUUAUGAGCUCUCCUUUUGAUUUAAGAGCAAAUAAACAGUAA
Pocillopora damicornis (cauliflower coral) is the source of this 1142-nucleotide messenger RNA. RefSeq lists its product as uncharacterized. The record is from RefSeq and is a predicted model, not a curated record. Lineage: Eukaryota; Metazoa; Cnidaria; Anthozoa; Scleractinia; Pocilloporidae.